Molecule: messenger RNA, 1521 nt
Organism: Pedinophyceae sp. YPF-701
Lineage: Eukaryota; Viridiplantae; Chlorophyta; Pedinophyceae
Source: the annotation of a GenBank genome assembly
AUGCUGGCACGGAGGGUCGUCGUCGCCGCAGGUCGCGCCGCCGCUGCCCCAGCCGCGGGCGCUGGCCGCGUGGGCGUGGCGCCGGGCGUGCGCCCCUGCGUGCGCGCCGCGGCGUCGGCCGCGGAGGUGGACGCCUCCGAGAAGGUCGAGGAGGCCGCGCCCGCGCACCUCCCCGCGUUCCGCGCCGCGCUGGACUUCAAGUUCUUCCGGGACAAUGUGGAGCUCCUCCAGCGCAACGCCGACAACCGGAACGCCGCCUGCGACGUGGCGCGGGUCGCAGAGCUCUACAGCGAGCUCGUGGCGCUGCAGCAGGAGAACGACGCGCUCCGCGCCAAGCGCAACGAGAACGCGAAGAGCAUGAAGGGUAAGAUGGAGCAGGAGCAGCGGAUGGCGCUCGUCGAGGAGGGCAAGCAGCUCAAGGCGAGGGUGGCUGAGGUCGAGGCGCGCCUCGAGGAGGUCGACCAGGAGCUGCAGGCGCAGGGCCAGCGCAUCCCGAACCUCACGCACCCGGACGUACCCGUUGGCGGCGAGUCUGAGGCCGUGCUCAUGGCGGAGAUCGGCGCGAAGAAGGACUUCGGGUUCGAGGCGAAGGACCACGUGGCGAUCGGGGAGGCGCUCGGGGCAGUCGAGUUUGACGCCGCCAGUGAAGUCUCCGGCAGCAAGUUCUACUACCUCAAGGGCGCGGGGGCGAUGCUCGAGGUCGCGCUCACGUCGUGGACCAUGUCGCGCCUCGUUGCCAAGGGCUUCAUGCCGUACACGACGCCGGACCUGGUGCGCUCGCACGUCGUCGAGCGCUGCGGGUUCCAGCCCCGCGCGGACAACACGCAAGUCUACAAGACCGAGAACAGCGACCUGUGCCUCGCGGGGACCGCGGAGAUCCCGCUCGGAGGCCUCUACAUGAACAAGAUCCUCCGGGAGGACGAGCUGCCCAUCCGGAUGUGCGGCAUCGGCCACUGCUUCCGAACCGAGGCAGGCGCGGCGGGGGCGGCCGGCAAGGGGCUGUACCGCGUGCACCAGUUCUCCAAGGUCGAGAUGUUCGUCAUCAGCACGCCCGAACAGUCCGAGGCCCUCCACCAGGAGCUGAUCGAGAUCGAGAAGGAGCUGUUCACGGAGCUCGGGCUGCACUUCAAGGUCCUCGACAUGCCCUCGGGCGACCUCGGCGCCCCGGCGUACCGCAAGGUCGACGUGGAGGCCUGGAUGCCGGGCCUGGCGCGCUACGGCGAGAUCUCGAGCGCUUCCAACUGCACCGACUACCAGGCGCGGCGGCUCAACAUUCGGUACCGGCCGGGCGGCGAGGAGGGGGACGAGGCGGAGGAGGGCAACGGCAAGAAGAAGGGCAAGAAGGGCAAGAAGGACAGUGGGCGCAAGACCAUGUUUGUGCACACGCUCAACGGGACGGGGUGCGCGGUGCCGCGGAUGAUCGUGGCGAUCCUGGAGAACUUCCAGCAGGAGGACGGCAGCGUCGUCGUGCCCGAGGUGCUGCGGCCGUACCUGGGGAUGGACGUGAUCCGCCCGAGCUGA